UUGAACAGCUUAGUUAGUUAGUUGGUUAACUUGUUAGUUUAAGGGAUAAAUCAAUGCAUCGCUGACUAGCGUAUAAAACACACUUUUAUUUUGAAACCCACACGCGCGCCUGCUCUUCCCGGAAGUACGUCACUUCAGCAUCCUCCUCACAUCCCAUUCACGCUAAUUAUUCCUGUCCGGGUUAUUUGUGUUGGAGUGAAUCUCCUUUUCAGCUGAGUUUACAUGUCGAACGGGUAAAAUACAGGUUUAGCUGGGAGGGAAAACUCUAUAAAUAUUUGCAUUCGCGUUAAGUUUGUUGAUAUUAGCUGCCGCUGUGAAUUGUUAGGAUUUCAGUUCACUCCUGUAAUAAUAACGGCUGCUUUAUCUGCCAUCAGCUGCAGGGUGAAACGGGGGAAGACAGUUCUCCAAGCUGAGCAUGUUGCAUGUUCAUGACAUGCCUGUGUAACUUCUGAGCAUGGAGGCGGUGCUUGUCAGCAAUCGUUACUUCAGGAAGAAAAAAACCCAAAGCAUCAAUGGAGAAGGUCAUGAGCCGGUGAUGGACAUGGACAGACUGGAAUCACUGUUAACGGUCGAAGAUGACGACGACUGAAAUGAGGUGGAAUAAUUUACUGACACUUUGAUGGACAGCCACUAGCAAAUAAGCGAAAAUAGCAGUGCCGCAGAGACAGGAGAACUCGGGUCCGUUCUCUCAUGGACCUGUGCAGCAGGAACCCGAACCGCACGGUGCCUGUGAGCGACGGUGUGCCCAGACGAGCCGACGUACCCCUGUGCUCCAGAACAAAUGGGUGGAGCUGGCCUCCUCACCCCUUCCAGCUGUUCGCGUGGCUUCUCUACCUUUACUUCGCAGUCACAGGCUUUGGGGUUUUCAUCCCUCUGCUGCCGUCACACUGGAUCCCGGCUGGCUAUAUUUGUACGGGCAUUACGUUCGUUUGUCACCUGCUCGUGCACCUGACCGCUGUCUCCAUCGACCCUGCGGACUAUAACGUCAGAUCAAAGAGCUACAAGGGACCACUGCCUGUGUUCGACCGCACAAAACACGCACACGUCAUCGAGAACUGCCACUGUUACCUCUGUGAGGUGGAUGUAGGGCCGAAAUCCAAACACUGCAGCGCCUGUAAUAAGUGUGUGGCCAGUUUCGAUCACCACUGCAGAUGGCUCAACAACUGUGUGGGCAGCAGAAACUAUUGUGUUUUCCUGACCAGUGUCAUAUCCGCUCUGCUGGGCAUAUUUUUAAUUGUGAUCAUCGCCACAUACGUUUUCAUCGAGUUCUUUUUGGACCCGUCGAAGCUGCGAUCUGAUAAACACUUCCAGCAAGUGAAGAAUGAAUCUGUGGUGUGGUUUGUGUUCUUGCCUGUGGCUCCUGUAUCUACAGCAGGACCAGCCAUCCCUGCACUGGCAGGAGUAACCAUCACGAUGGGGCUUCUUUCCUCACUACUGCUCGGCCAUUUACUCUGCUUCCACAUCUACCUCAUGUGGAACAGGCUGAGUACAUAUGACUACAUCGUUCGACAGAGACAUCGACAGGAGGCAAGAGACACUAACAGAGGACCUUCAGGGAACGAGCCUGGAGUUCCCAAGAUGAACCUCAUCAAGGACGUGAGCUAUUCAGGUACUCUAGGCUACACCAAUCCCGAGAUGGAGGUAGAGGAUCCUGCCACCAGGAGCUCACAUGGAAAUCCCGAGUUGUACGGUAACGGCAGGAUCAGGAGCUCGCAAGAAAGAACGGCCGACGAGGAGCUACUCCCUACCGUGUCCACGGAGCAGAAACCAGCACCUCGUCCUUCUAAAAACACUCAGAAGAAAAAGAAAAAAGUGCGUAAAAUACCAGCAGAAGUGAUCAAUGACCGAGGCACAGAGAUGAGUACGAGUAGAGGCCUGGCACAUCAUUCAGCUGAGCAAGAGUUCUCCGUAGCUGCUGCCACUCUGUCCUCAUCCUUAAGCCAGCGCCUCGCUUUCCCAGCAUUCCCUGUGCGGGUGACCCUCCCCCCUCUGGCCCCUGUGCAAGCUGCCGGCCCCCCUGCUGAGUACCACUCUGAUUCCGCAGAGUCUCUGGAGGAGAUCCCUGUAGCUCUGGCACGCCUGGGGACUGCCACACCAGCGCGGGUGCCCAUCACUACCGUUGGCCAUGCCUCCUCUACACAGCGUGUUUUACUUCAGCCAUUACCCUCUCCACAGCCCCGGACCAAAAAGAAGGCUGUGGCUCGCAAGGUUGCAGAAGAGAGAUUCGAGAUGGCAUCCCAUAAUCCUUUCGUAUUCGUCAGUAGAGGAAGUGAAGAGACUACAUUAACUCUAGACGGCGCCAGAGCGGAGGACGGACUCGGUUACGUCGGAAAACGCAAGCACACAAGCAAGAGAAGAGGCGUAGAGGAGCCGAGACUCGGCUCCAGAACAAACACACCGCUAGCAUAGGAAUACAAUUGCCAUGACUUACCUGGCUGAGCAAAAUGCUAGCAAAACCUCCCAGAGAUAAGCUCUAUCAUAAUCAUACGAAUCCACGGGCACUACAA
This is a messenger RNA of Ictalurus furcatus (blue catfish), 2507 nucleotides long. It is a transcript of the gene zdhhc1, whose product is annotated as zinc finger DHHC-type containing 1. Gene Ontology annotation, biological process: peptidyl-L-cysteine S-palmitoylation; protein targeting to membrane. The record is from RefSeq and is a predicted model, not a curated record. Lineage: Eukaryota; Metazoa; Chordata; Actinopteri; Siluriformes; Ictaluridae. The transcript has 12 exons. Bases 691 to 2409 code for a protein of 572 amino acids. Gene Ontology annotation, cellular component: endoplasmic reticulum; Golgi apparatus. Gene Ontology annotation, molecular function: protein-cysteine S-palmitoyltransferase activity.